AUGGGCAGCAUCCAAGAACCAAACUUCUUCCAGAAGAACGGAGACCUCGACUACGAUGUCCUUAUCAUUGGCGCCGGACUUUCUGGCAUUUACUCACUGUAUCAAAUGCGACAAUUAGGCCUGCGGACGAAAGUCUUGGAGGCCGGCGGUGGUGUAGGCGGAACCUGGUACUGGAAUCGAUACCCAGGCGCACGCUUCGACUCUGAAAGCUAUUCAUACAAUUUCUCAUUUUCCCAAGAAGUCCUCGAUGAGUGGAACUGGUCAGAGCACUUCGCCUCGCAGCCUGAGACACUACGGUACUGCGAGUUCGUAUGCGACAAAUUCGAUCUCCGCCGAGACAUGCAAUUCGACACGCGCGUCACUGCAGCCCAUUUCCAAGACAACACCAAGUCAUGGCUUGUAACAGACGAAAAGGGACAACAGUACACCUCACGAUUCGUGGUCACUUGUAUUGGCAUCUUGAACAACUACACUCUACCCAAUAUCCCGGGAGUCCUGGACUACAAAGGCGAAGCCUUCCACACUGCCCGCUGGCCAGCAGAGCAAGUCGACUUCACGAACAAGCGCGUCGCAGUCAUCGGCACCGGCGCAACCGGCAUCCAAGUAAUCCAAGAGAUCUCCAAGACAGUAGGCCAUCUAACCGUCUUCCAACGGACCCCGAACUGGAGCCUCCCUCUCCGGAAUGCACCGCUCACCCCAGAAGAGAUGGACGAAAUUCGAACCCGGUACCCAGAGAUAUUCCGAAAAUGCGCGGAGUCCUGGCACUGCUUUAUGCACGUAUCGGACAAGCGAAGCACGUUCGACCUGAGCCCGGAAGACCGCGAAGCAUUCUGGGAGGAACUAUAUGCGCAACGCGGGUUUGCGAAGUGGAUGAGCAACUUCGGCGACAUCAACACGAGUAAGGAGGCGAAUGCGCUGUUUAGCGAGUUUAUCGCGAACAAGAUCCGCGAGCUGUCAUGGGUUCGGACGAAACGGGUGCCCAUGGAAACGCGCUAUUUCGAGGCGUAUAACCAGUCCAAUGUGCGCUUGGUGGAUGUCAAAUCUAAUCCUAUUGAAUGUGUUACCGAGUCUGGUAUUAGGACGAGGGAUGAAUCGUUUGAGUUCGAUAUGAUUGUAUAUGCUACCGGGUUCGAUGCUGUGACUGGGUCUUUCACGGCUAUUGAUUUCCGCGGUGUUGAUGGGGUGAAGUUGAAGGAUAGGUGGAGUGAGGGCCCACGCACGUUUUUGGGUCUGUUUGUUGAAGGCUUUCCUAAUAUGAUGAUGGUUAUGGGACCGCAUCAAAUGUUUGGGAAUAUCCCUCGCAGCGUGGAGUAUGCUGCGAGCUGGGUGGCGAGGUUUAUCGAGUUCUGUCGAGACCGGGGUAUUACAUUUGCUGGGGCUACGCGGCAGAGUGUCUUGGAUUGGACGGAGCAUGUUCAUACUUGCGCUGACGGAUUGCUUGCCAAUGAUGUCGAUUCUUGGAUGACUGGUGUCAAUAAGAAUUUGGCGCACAAGCAGAAAAGAAUCAUUGCGCGAUAUCAGGGUCCGGCGCCUGGAUAUCGAAAGCGUGCAGAGGAGGUCGUCACGAGAGAGUACCGGGAUUUGGUACUUGAAUGA
Molecule: messenger RNA, 1596 nt
Organism: Penicillium mononematosum
Lineage: Eukaryota; Fungi; Ascomycota; Eurotiomycetes; Eurotiales; Aspergillaceae
Product: flavin-containing monooxygenase
Exons: 2
Coding region: 1-1596 (531 amino acids)
Molecular function (GO): N,N-dimethylaniline monooxygenase activity; NADP binding; flavin adenine dinucleotide binding
Source: RefSeq, a predicted model, not a curated record